Molecule: messenger RNA, 303 nt
Organism: Strongylus vulgaris
Lineage: Eukaryota; Metazoa; Nematoda; Chromadorea; Rhabditida; Strongylidae
Source: the annotation of a GenBank genome assembly
AUGGCAAUGGCAUCUAUUUCAUCGCUCUCGUGCCCGUCUCCCGACACAUCUUCUUGUCUUUUAAAUGAUCGAUUUGCUCCUCAGAUUUUGUUCAUUAACGAUUCCGUUCCCCGAUGUGGUCACGUGCCAAUCUCGAGCCUACAUCGCAUGGCAGCACCCUCCGGUCAUAUCUUCUUCUUUACAAUCUUACCACCGCAAGCUCAUGGUGUCGUGAUUGAUUGUUUAUCUGCCUUGCUGCCAAGUCUAUUAGAGCUUCCUCCUGUGGUCCUUUUAGCAUCAUCUUACGCAUCUUAUGUUUAUUAA